UUAUUUAUUUUAAUUCCAGUUCGUUUUAUUUUAUUUAAAUUGUUUUCCUCGGAGAAAGAAGAAUAAUUUGGAAGCUUUCCUUAUUUAAAUCCAAUAAUUCUUAGUUUAUUUCCUAAUCUCUCAUAAUUUUAUAUGCUUGAUCCACAAGUUUCACAUUUUAGAAUCAUUAUAUAACUCCUCUCUUUUGCUCCGAUUCUGAACGGCCGCCGUAACUCCUCUCUUCUUAUACAACUCCAACCUUCAAUACAUCUUUACCGAUCAAAUUCUUCUCUCUCACGUUCGAAACACGUAUAAAAAAAUGGAGAUGGAGGAGUGCCAAGUUUCUGUGACGCGAUUUAGUGGCACUCCGAAUGGCAGUCAAUAUUUAAAGGCUAUUAGGCUGAAUGGUGACGAGGUCUAUGAUUUCUUUAUUGACAUGUCAUUUAUGGGCGAAUUAGAAUAUGAAAAUUACAUUCAGACUAGUUAUUGUGAUGGGAUUUUCUGUUUUAAGGAUUUUAAUGGUCGGAUUGCUCUUUGCGACCCGAGGGCCAACACCGUGAAACUCCUUCCCCCGAUCCUUCCCGCUCCCCCCUCGUCUCAAAUCGUAGUUUAUAAUUGUGGUUUUGGUUAUGAUUUUUCAUCUGAUGACUACAAGGUCAUUAGAAUCUAUGAUGUUGUUAAGUACGACAUUAAAGAUUUUGAUAGAUAUCUUGGUGCCACUGAAAAAUGUGAGGUGUUUUCGUUCAAAUCUAAAUCUUGGAAAGAAAUUGAGUACGAAGGAUGUUCGUUUAUUUGCAACCAUGGUGGUUAUGCCCUUGUGGGUUGUAGUUAUCAUUGGUUAGCUAUUGAUUUCAUUCUAGCGUUUGAUUUCAGUGAAGAAAAAUUUUCUCACAUCCCCUUACCAUUAUCUUUUAAAGAAAAAUCUUUUAAUGGAAAUACUCCAGCUUGUCACGUUGUCGUCACUCCAAACUCUCGUUUAGGUGUCAUUUUCUAUAGCAAAGUUGGAGUGUCCAAGACUUUUCAGGUUUGGGAAUAUGGAAUAAAUGCAGAAUGGUCUCAAUUAUACAAUGAUGCCCGUCUUGAUAAUGUUCACAGACCUUUGAACUUGACUGGUUCAUUGAUGUAUGUUUCACGAUUUACUGCUGAAAAGGGCUUCCUUCAACUACUAGUCUAUGACUGGGUUGAGGGAACAUUGAAUGAACUGGAUAUUUAUGAUCAUGAAUAUGUGAUGGGGAUUUGUACUACUAUGCCAUCCUCAAAUCCUCCCAUGUUGCAGGAUUCGAAGCGGAUUAAUGGCCAAAGUGCACAAGAAUGGGAUGCGUGCUGGAGUAGAGAACUGAGGAAAGCUAUGAAGGAAGGUUGAUAAUAUCAUCAAAAAUUCAUUAUGUAAUCUCUUGGCUUCUGGUGAUUUAUUCACUUUUUUUUAGGGAUGAUGUAAGAGAUUUGGUAAUAUAUUUCUGGAAGAUUUUGAACUGUA
Salvia miltiorrhiza (redroot sage) is the source of this 1456-nucleotide messenger RNA. Its product is annotated as putative F-box protein At3g10430. The coding region runs from base 299 to 1342 and encodes 347 amino acids. Lineage: Eukaryota; Viridiplantae; Streptophyta; Magnoliopsida; Lamiales; Lamiaceae. The record is from RefSeq and is a predicted model, not a curated record. The transcript is spliced from 3 exons.